Pelobates fuscus (common spadefoot toad) is the source of this 1968-nucleotide messenger RNA. RefSeq lists its product as uncharacterized. Lineage: Eukaryota; Metazoa; Chordata; Amphibia; Anura; Pelobatidae. The transcript is spliced from 5 exons. The record is from RefSeq and is a predicted model, not a curated record. The coding region runs from base 69 to 1475 and encodes 468 amino acids.
ACUUCCGCUUAGCAACGCCUUGUUUGGCCCCUCCUCCGGUUACUAAGGAGAGAGGCAGAGAAGCCAACAUGGCUCAGAGAGGAGAAGGAGCGUUUGUUCUGCACGGCAGGAAAGCUGCUCUCAGAGAGAAGCCAUAUGAAUUUCUGAGUAAUACUCAGAAAACCACAAGUAGCCACAAUCUUAGUUUCCAGGGGCCUGCCAACCACCGCAGACCUCACGCAAGCAACAGAGGACAAUCAUUUCACGGUGAAACAAAUGUCCUAGGCCGCACAUUGUCACAAUACACCAAAGAAAAUCCAAGCAUUGAUGACCUAGAAGAUAAUUUAAGAAAACUCAAAGUCCAAGUGGAUAGUUUGGCCUCGAGUCUUAAUGUGGACUAUGAGAAAGAACCAAUGUCUAAUGAAUCUACAGAUUCACACAUACCUCAGUGGCCAACACAUAUGAAUGGAACAAUGUAUACAAAAUAUGAAAGAACAACAAAGACCGCACCCGACUAUGAAUUGUUUAUAAAGUCAAGGCAUUUAGAGAACUCUACUGAAAAUUAUUCUACAAUGCAGAACUCGGGGUUACCCAUAUUUUCAAGGUCAUCCCUUUAUCGUCCACCUGGAAUUCUGACUAGCACAACCUCAAGUACAGAUUCCAGCUCUCCUUCAGUAAACCCACUAGAUACUACAUAUGGUGAAUCCUAUCCUGUUAAGCUUGGAGCACCUCAUGUGAUUGGAGUCAAAUCUUUAUUGCCUCCCAAAAUCCCUGUACGUUCUAGAUCUCCAAACAGAACAAGGGAUUCCAUAGUGAGAGGGAGAUCUCAAUCCCUUGACCGUUCUCAUUCGUUUUCUCCUGCUUCAAAGAAAACCCGUUGGUUAAGGUCUCGUUCACAAUCACCAAAGCCCAUAUGGAGGCCAAACUCCGCAAAAGCUAAUGCUUGUAGCCAACAACCACCAAGACUUCGAUCCAGUGGCAAGACAUCUUCCUCCAACCGGCAAUCACGGUCACGGUCUUACAGACCUGGUGCUUUAGUCACAAGGUCCUUCACACCGCCAAGAAAGACAAGAAGCAGCCUCAGUUACUCAUGGAGUCCCUACAGCAUACCUUCAGCUGCAAUAACAGCACCAAGUGUCGAGGAGAUUAGUGAAAGAUUCUUGAAGACAUUGACAGAAAGAGAUGCUGGAGUGUCUUUGGUAGAAACAUCUCCCUACCAGCAGGAAUUGGCACGACUCAGACUGGAGCGACUUCGGGUGGAAGAGGACUUACUAUUGGAAAUUAAAAGACAACAAGAAUUGGAAAGAACCAGAGGGCCUAAACCUAAAUGGUAUGAGAUGAAAAACUCUCAAUUCCAUUAUGAAGCUCGUAAAAACAAUGAAUUGCUGAAGAGCAGCAAUGAUUAUCAGGCAAUCUAUGAUUAUCGUCAAGAUUUGACUACAGCAUCGAGGGACUUUCAGGAAAACCUCAAGAUCACCCAUUUGGAGCCAGCAUAAAUGGACAAGGCCCACGAUCUACUGACAAACCCCGACUUGCAAGUUGAUCUUGGUAGGAUACUUUGAUGUUGGAACCCUGCUGAGUUCAAAAGCUGCUCAAGCAGCUAAACUUAGCAGUAACAUUUCACUUCAAAGAAUUCGGCCAAUGAAUACUCACACUGGCAACAGUGUCUGAUAAGGGUUGGUAGGUGUUCGGUUAUUCCUAGACUGCACUAAUUUGUAGAAUCACAUAAUUUCUUUUAUUGUGCUACUUAUGUUUACUUUGAAACCUGCAUUUCCACAUAUAACCUUUAGGUAAUAUGAGGCAUUUUAAUGAUAAGAUUGUUUUUAUAAUUUAUCGUGCAUACAUUUUAUUUAGCCUGUUUUAAUGAAUUUUAGUGGUGUUUAUUUAUUAAGUUUGUCAAACUAUGUUCCAUCUAACUCUGCAACAAAAAUCAUGUUAGAUUUCCAUGUCUACAAAAUUACUUUUUUGUGUUGUUGAUUGUGUUUUUUU